CACUCCGUGCGAUAAGAUUUAAUUGGAGGAUCCUGCGCUUUCGGGACCAAGGAAAGUUCGGCCUAGUCGACCAGAGGGAUUCGGAGGUAACGCAACAGUAAAAUGAAACGAAUUGGUAAAGAGGCACGCGCGAAGAAAAGGAAAGCCCCGGGAAAGCGAGUUGGAAGGUUGAGCAGGGUGAAAUUGGUGUGGCGGGGGUUGCAUUGAUGGUAGCCCGCACGCUCCAACCCCUCAGUAACGCGGCAGCCUCCGCCGAGGAAGCACAACGGUUUUCUCUCUUCGGUUUCCGAUGUAAAUAAUGCCGCUGCGCCAUCUCAAAUUCCUAUCAGUGCCACGACACUUUAGUGGAUGAUCGUCGUCAGUGUUCGCAUCGAGGAUUUGCCUUUUACGAAAUCGUCUCGCUGAAAGCGCAAACGCGGCCGGCGAAGAACAAUGCGAUGCUACCACUCGUACGACUGCGAUCAACAGGUUAAUUCUUCGUAGACGAACUGUUGGUCACCCGUAGGAGCAGCGCACAUCGCGUCGAGCGUGUCAGCUUUAAUGGCCGGCUGUCGAAAGGUUUCCCACGAACGGUUGGUUCCUUGUCGCCAUUACGCGGAGACAUCGCCGGGUCGGGGCACGCGAAGGGGGCAGAAAAUCACGGCUCGCUGAGAUGAGAAUCGCAUCCGGGGCGAGCGGUUCGCGGGUCGUUCAGAGAGAGCUCGAGCCGAUUCGGAAGCGAGGGAGAUCUUGGGUUUCAUCGUCGCCGACGGAAGCACAAUGAGCCGAGAGCCGGCAGUGCCUCUCGUUCUGUAGAUUGAAAGGAAGGCGGAAGCGGACGCGAUCAAAGAACCGCCGGCGGAGGGGUAUUAUUCACCGAGAGGACGACGAAAUGGCGACGAGCAGCCCCGGACAAUCGAUACAUCUGAAAUCCCCGCGGAGUCCUCGUCAGCUACCGCAACUGCCUCAGAUUCCGAUCGGCGGCCAAAGGAGUCCCACGCAGUUGUCGGUGACCAAGACGCCCGGCACGCCUCUCGUCUUCGAGUUCCCGCCGGAGUUCAGCGGCACGGAGACACCGAACACGAACUUCGACUUCAAGGAGUUCAGCCGAUCGAGCGAUGGCGACCGACCGCCGAGAAGUCCGGGCAGCUACGCGCGCAAAGGGUGCAGGAGCCCGAAGAGUCCGAACAGGGACCUGUUGCAUUCCCCGGGCCAGAAGUCGCCGACGUUCCAGUUCUGCGAGUCGCGAAAGAGUCUCGGGAAGACCAUGAGCUACCCGCCGAAGAGCCCGAUCUCCGGGCCACCAAUGGUCCCGACCAGGUCCUCCAGCUCCUCCAACUUCCGGUCAAAGAGCCCGAAGCCUUUCGACCACAGGAGGAACUCCUGCUUCGGGAUCACCGGCUCCAAGAGUCCUCUGUCGCCGACGAUAGUCACGUCCCAUGGCCCGGCCAGUCCGAAGUACUCGGAACUGAACCUGGAUCAUCAGCCGCAGAAUUCCCCCAGUUAUACGAGCGGCUCGAGGAGGUCCUCCGUGGAAGGAUCGUUCAAGGACAGGAGCGACAGUCCUGCCGAGAAGAAACCUGCCAAGAAGGGCUGCCACUUCAAUCGGAGCCAAGGGUGCCUCGACGAGGCCGGGAAGGGCCAGGCCAACGAGAUCGACGAUGCCUAUGCAAGGAACAUGUCGAGACGGUCUACCAGUGACUUGACCGAGAUCGACGACGUCGAUACGGAGGUGACGCUGCUGUCCAGUCCAAGGAGAAGAGGUUCGAUGAAGGGCGGACUCGCCUAUCUAGCGUCCAGACGUGGCUCUCGCGACAGCCAGUGCUCCAAUUUGUCGAACGUCAGCAACGAGGACGUGGGACCGUUGAACUUCACUGCUCACCCACGCGGCAGACAGCGCAGGACCUCCAACUUUCUCGAGCUGCCAGUGCCAGAUCACAUCAGGCCACGUGUACACAGUUUACCGGAGAAAGCUUACAACCCGAGAGCCGGGGACGAUCUUUAUCGACUUCGUGCGUUCAGCAUCACGCAGAAAGGGAUCGUUAAUCGCGGCGAUUCGAUUAUUUCGAGGCGCAGCAGGAGCAACACUUCCGUCAACAGCAGCAGGAACAGCAACGUGUCAGGGGAAAGAUCUCCUUUCGACGGAUCGUGUUGCAGUGGACAAGGGAUUGCAGCAGACAGCACGGAAAGCGACGAGAUCGACGAUAUCCCCAAAUACCGAGUCGUGUUGCUCGGUGAAUCCGGAGUCGGGAAAACUGCCCUGGUCUCGCAGUUCAUGACCAGCGAGUACAUGAACACCUACGACGCCAGUCUAGGUAAAUAUUUCAACGUAAUUCCUUAUUGACGGUCGCCAUUUUGUCGGCCGCCAGCAGUUUCUCAGCUUCG
Messenger RNA from Megalopta genalis, 2364 nucleotides. The record is from RefSeq and is a predicted model, not a curated record. Lineage: Eukaryota; Metazoa; Arthropoda; Insecta; Hymenoptera; Halictidae.